CAGCUGCUGCUCUGAAUGAAGCACAGACAAAUGGCUGCAGGGUUCUCCUGUGAAAUAGUGAGAGCCGAAAUGGACCCUGAUUUCUCCAAGGAGCAGCUAGCAGAUCUGUUCAUCAGUAGUGCAUGUCUGAUCUCAGUGAAACAAUCCUCUGCUACCAAGAAAAUCAUCAUCAUCUUAGAGAAUUUGGAUAAAUCUUCACUGUCUGAGUUGCUGGGGGACUUUUGGGGACCUCUGGAAAAUCACAGCACUGAGAGACCCUGUACUUUCCAGAAAAGAAAUGUAACAUCUGAAUGUUACUGCUUUCAUGAGAACCACUUUCUGAUGGGAACCAUUGCCAAGGCCUGUGUCCAGGGCUCUGACUUGCUGGUACAGCAGCAUUUCCACUGGGUUCAGCUGCAGUGGGACGGGGAGCCUGUGCAUGGGCUGCUACAGAGGUUCCUGAGAAGGGAAGUUGUGAACGAGUUACGAGGGCAGGUGCCCUCCCCCUGCGAUCCCGUGUGCAAGAUGGUUGACUGGGCCCCAGCUGUCUGGCAACAGCUCAGCGUGUGCCUGGCCGGCUUGGGCACACUGGAAGCACUUCUUGGACCAAAGUAUUUCCUGUCUUGUCCUGUAAUCCCAGGGUAUAUACAAGCAACAGUUUACCUGCUGCUGGUUCGGGAUGCUGGGUCAGAAGCCAGCACUUCAUCGCUUACAGCACAGUUGCAGCCUAGGUUUCAUAUGUGCAUCAGUUCCCCCAGCUUCUCGGGUGGAUGUGGAAUUGUGUCCAGAGUUCAAGAAGCAAUAUUGUCAGGAACCUCUGAGAAAAGACAGCCAGGCCUUGGGCACACAACCAAAAUCCCUAGCCAAAGGGAGCAGGCUGUGGUGAGAGCUGCUCUCAGCAUCUUGAUUAAUAAAGCUGUUCUGCAUGGCUGUUCCCUCCAGAGAGCAGAGCUGGACCAGCAUACAGCUGAUUUCAAAGGAGGAAGUUUCCCUUUAUCCAUAGUUUCAAGUUACAACAGUUGUAGCCAAAAGAAAGAAAGUGGUGCCUGGGGAAAGGUGAGAACCAGUCCUUGCAAGAAGUCUGGGCAUUUCUCUUCAUUCACCUGGAACAAGCCGGAUCUGAGUGAGGAAGGUAAGGGGGCCAGGCAUGUAUCAAAAAUAAUAUUGCAGCUGAAUUGUAACAGGAAUGCUUCUCUGUCAAAACAAAAGUCUUUAGAGAAUAAUAUAUCAUUGAUGUUGAAUUUGGAUCAAAGACUCUCUAUGGGUUCAGAUGAUGAAGCCGACCUUGUGAAGGAACUUCAGAGCAUGUGUUCCUGCAAAUCUGAAUCUGAUAUAAGCAAGAUUGCCGAUUCCAGGGAUGAUUUAAGGAGGUUUGAUAGUUCAGGAAACAAUCCUGCAUUGUAAGCAACUGUUAAUAAUUCAAGAAUGCCAGUGUCACAAAAGGAGGUCAGUCCUCUCAGCAGCUAUCAAACACCUGAAUGCAGCAAUAGUAUAUCAGAGACUGAGUUGGGUGUUUCAGGAGUUAAAUCUUUUCUUCCUGUUCCUAGAAGAGUCACCUAGUGUUUCCAGAGCACUGAAAGCAGCAGCAGUAACACACGGCAAAUAGAAAUAAACAACAACUCAAAAGAAGAGAUUUGGAACUUAUGCAAAAAUGAACAAGUAGAAAAACCUAACAAAUAG
Messenger RNA from Camelus dromedarius (Arabian camel), 1659 nucleotides. Its product is annotated as cortactin-binding protein 2-like. NCBI's taxonomy places the organism in Eukaryota, Metazoa, Chordata, Mammalia, Artiodactyla, Camelidae. Gene Ontology annotation, biological process: neurogenesis; nervous system development. The record is from RefSeq and is a predicted model, not a curated record.